Mytilus trossulus (common blue mussel) is the source of this 3576-nucleotide messenger RNA. RefSeq lists its product as uncharacterized. The coding region runs from base 28 to 1680 and encodes 550 amino acids. Gene Ontology annotation, molecular function: protein binding. The record is from RefSeq and is a predicted model, not a curated record. The transcript is spliced from 6 exons. NCBI's taxonomy places the organism in Eukaryota, Metazoa, Mollusca, Bivalvia, Mytilida, Mytilidae.
AAAAUAGUGUAGGUACUUUCCCAUUCUAUGUUUUAUGAAUGUUGUCAGCCAUUAUACAAUCAUGUUUUCCAAGUAAAACGAAAAAGAAAAAUGGACAAAGAAGAUAAAAGAAGAUACUUUGUUGUUGGAUCUGUUUACUUAGAGGUUGUUACUCCAUUGUUUCAACAAAAGUUAGAACAAAAAUAUGAAGGCCUAAACUUCAGAUGUUUAAAGGAUUUUCUUGAUAAAGAGGCAGUCAUCCACAUCUUAUUUCACCUACGCCACAGGAAUGCAUGGUGCUGUAUAGAUAAAGCAAACUGCACCAACCAAGGAGCUCUUCCUCUAAAUCAUCACCAAUGGAAACAACUUUAUGCUGAAAAUCCAGGGCCUGGUAUACACAACUGUUUUUGUAAGUACACAGCCAAGUCAGUCGACCCCGAAGAUCUUGAUUUGAGUUUGUGUGGCCUUAUAUUAUAUAACUGCUGUAACUUGAGACAACUUGAUGAAGAAGCAGUCCAUAUACUCCGACGGAAUAAGAAUGACUAUCUAAGUCAUAACACAACAUGUGGUAUAACCAAGGAUGAGUAUGGCCCAUUGAUGGAUGAGCUAAAGACCAAUAUCCUUCAACUUGACCAGACCAAAGAAGAUGAACUGAUAAGGAUACAGAAUAGACCACUGGAUGAUGCUCUGUGUAACAAAUACAUGACAACCCUUCUUGACAUCCAUGAAAUAUUGGAAAAGAUUGACACCAAAAUAGAUUUAAGUACUAAUCAAAUAUUAGAUACUUUAGAUACUGUAAACAUGAACAAUGCUGGGCUUACAGCUAAAAUAGAGGAAUUCAUGCAGAGAGUAGUUUGCCAGAACUGUAGGGGGAAAUUUGAUAAACAAGAAAUAAAAGAUCAACCAGUAAAACACUACAAACUAGGACAGUCUAUCUUCACACUACAUCAUGAGACAGACCUGACAUCAGUAGUUGAUGAUGACACUAAGGUAUCAGAUAUAGUGAUGAUGGAUGAUGGUAGACUGGUGAUGUGUAUACCUAACCAGAGGAGACUACUGAUCUGUAAUACAGAUGGAUCACAGGUAGACAGUAUAGAUGUACAGGGUAAACCAUUGUUUGUUACAGCAGUCAACAACUCUACAGUAGCUGUUACACUGAUGAGGAGUAAGUGUAUAGAGAUGUAUGACAUAAACAAUAAACUUAAACUUAAAUCAAUAUCACUACCUGACAUGUGGUGGGUGAGUGGCAUUACAACUAAAAACAACAAGUUAGUUGUAGGUGGUAACAACACACUACUGAUCAUAGAUCAUCAGACAGGAGAGGUGGUACAGACAAUAAAGACUGACUGUGAUCCUUACAAGUUACAUGGUUCUGGUGACAGAUUAUUCUACAGUGAUAACAACUACUUGAACAACAAUCUGUACUGGUACAGUUAUACUGAUGACAUACAUCACACCCUAACAUUACCAUCAAGACCUGAGAGUAUGACUACACUACAAGAUGGCAGUCUGUAUGUGGUGUGUGAAGAUGGUUCAGUACAACAUGUGUCAUCUGAUGGUAAACAGUAUAAAACUGUUACCACAAAGGGACUUCAAAAUUGUACAUACUCUUUUGUGUCAUAUAAUUCGAAGCAAAAGAAACUCAUCAUUAACCAUGAAAGGGACAAUAGAUGUAUAUUCAAAGUUUUUUAUGAGAAAUAAUACAGUCUUGUGCCAACUUUUUUGUGUUUAAUAACAAUAUAAGUACUUUAGAAGGAAUAAUAGAUGGGAGAUUUGUAUGGAUGAUAGAACAAGUUUCUUUAUAAAACACAAAUAUGCAAUAAGAGUGUUAAAAAGAGAUGAUUAAAAAUAUGAAUACUUUUCUUUACAAAUAUUUUGUUAUAGCCAAAUUAAAUGAAACUUAAGAAUUAUUGACUGAAACUGUAGGUGUAGAUAUACUGAAAGCAUUAUGUUCCAAAGUAAAAAAAAAAUAACAAAAAUGUUUAUUGAAAGAAACUUAUUCACUAAACAAGAAAAUAUAUACAUUACCAUAACAUUGUUUUAUCUUCAGCUCCACACCUACUGAACAACUGUCUGAUCAAUUCACUUGUGUUCAUCCUAAAAAUAUAUGUGAUGGAUAGAUAAGGAAAUUUACAUUAAUUUUUUGCAUUGUGCUAUAUCAUUUUGCUCAGGAUAGUGUUUAUAGCUGAACAUUUUUUUGUUAAACCUAGCAAAAAUAUCUAUCUUUCCAAGAAAAGAUUAAAUUAGUAAAUUAAUUAGAUAAAAUAGCUAUAAUUUUUUUCAACAACAAUUGCAUAGGCUUUUGAACUUUACAUGACCAUUUAUUGUUCAAUUUCUGUCUGAAUAUGCAAGAAAUAUUUUACAUUUAACAAAUUGGCAAAACGAUAUCAGUCAGCUUCGAAAUGUAUAUAUAUCAAAUGGAGUUUAAACAGGGGUAAUUCAAUCAGUAUAUAUUUUUAAUAGGAUCAUGUUAACUAUGUGUUAUAUAUGUUUUGGUUUUUUGUGUAAGCGUAUGAUAAUACUGCCUACCAAAUACAUGCCUGUCACAAACUGUUUAUAAAAAGUGUUCAAUUAAUAUGUGGAUAUAUUUAUAAGUUAAUAAAAUUGGUAAAAAUGUUGAUACAGUUUCAAAAUGCAAGUUGAUAUUGUAAAGUAUAUCAAAUAUAUGCAACACUCACAAAUGUGUCGUCCACACCCCCAAAAAAGGUUCACUUGACAGACAGAAAGUUUGUAACCUAAGGUACAAGGCAUUUUCAGCUUUGGUCACCUCUGUAAUUUUGCAAGUCUCCAUUUUGAAUUAUCUUCAUUUAGAUCCCUAUAUUUUUAAUCUUCAGAAAUUGCACCUUAAAAAACACUGAUAUUGACAACCUUGAAUAUAUUUUCCUUUUCUUUGGACUCCAGUGGAAAACUAUUCAAGAACUGAAUUUGCUAGCGAAAUUACUGACAUCUUAAUAAAUGUCAGUGCCAAAAAUUUUGGGCUAAAUGGAGUGUUACAUAUGUUUGUGUUAUUUUUUGUUGAAAACAAAAUAGAAUUAAAAAUGUUUUUGUAAAUAAUAAGUCUGUUUUAUAUUGUCACCAGGGAUUUUUGUUUUACCUUAGUUUAUAAAACUACAGAAAACUAUAAAGAAACUAAUGUUUUUGUUUUAAAUAAUUUUUAUAUAAUGUAAAUUCAGAAAUUUUUGCAAGGUUUUUAUUAUUGCAAAUAAUGCAACUAGUUGAGUAUCCCAAUAAUAUAUAUAAGAACUUGCAUUCUGAUAUCUGAUACACAUAUCAGUAUGUAGGCAUUUCUGAAAUCGCAAUAAAGAAAGACUUGCAUUUAUGUAAUUCUUAAAAAAAUCACAGUAAUAAAUGUACCAAAUAAUUUCUGAAUUUAGGUAAAUAAUUGUUUAAUAUCUAUAAUUUUCUCAAUACCUUGUAUAUUUGUUUGGAUAACUGAGAAUGGCUGUUACUAAGGUAACUCCUAAAACCUACAAUAAAAAUAACAAAUAAUAUUAGUACUUAUUUAUAUAAUCCUUCCUGAAAUGUGCAUAUUUUGUAAAUAUUUAAUGUCUUAAAUGUACCGUCUUUAAUUUUCGUAUAAUUUUAAUCAUAUUUGAA